This is a messenger RNA of Plasmodium vivax (malaria parasite P. vivax), 1794 nucleotides long. RefSeq names its product 50S ribosomal protein L15, putative. The record is from RefSeq and is a predicted model, not a curated record. The transcript has a single exon. Gene Ontology annotation, cellular component: mitochondrial large ribosomal subunit. Lineage: Eukaryota; Apicomplexa; Aconoidasida; Haemosporida; Plasmodiidae. Gene Ontology annotation, biological process: translation. Gene Ontology annotation, molecular function: structural constituent of ribosome. The coding region runs from base 1 to 1794 and encodes 597 amino acids.
AUGAGGUGCCCAGCUUUUCUCCUGCUGCUGUGCACGACGCUCGGAAGGGGAUUCGUCAUCAGCGACCGCAAAGGGGGCCCCCUGAGCGCGACGCAGAAAAGCCCGCUGAGCGAGCGCAGACACAGAGGGGUCGUUCCAGGGAGGAAGAAAAGGCACCUGAACCUCUUCAAAGAAGAGGAGGUGGAGGAGAAGUACAACAUGAUCGACACGAUUAACAGCCUCUUGGGGAAGGUGAAGCGGCAGUUUAACAUAGACUUCGAUGUGGAGGAGGAAAAGCGGGCCCGGGAUAAGCAGCAGGGGAGCAGCGCGGAGGGAAGCCCCAUGGAGGAAAUCCACAGCGAAGUGCAUAGCUUCGAUGCAGAGGGCGACCCGACGAAGCAGCAACACCGACGCGAUCAAAACGAACUGAGGGGAAUCUUCGGCACCAUGAUGGACGGGAGCUUCAAAAUAGGCAGAGCCAACACCAUGUUCAAGGAGCUGAAGGAGGAAAAAAAACUGGUGGACAAAAAGUACAAGGCGCUAAUUAAUAGGAAGAUUUCCCUGAGGCGUAAGCAAUUCAAGCAGCUAGAGGAGGACAUCAAAAACGGGGUCUUCAAAUCUCCCUACAAUGAUGAGCAGAAGAAGUUCCUCCAAAACGUAGUCAAGGAACAGGAGCAAGCCAUAGAACCCAUAAUUAAAGAAAUCGAAACGGUAGAAAAGAAUAAAUACCUCGUGUAUGACGAGAAGAACGAACAGCUAGUCAAAUUGAGGGAAGAAAUACAAAAAAAAAUUAACCAAGUGAAUUUGAAGUACCAAGAGGAAGCCAUCAAAUUGGGGAUUAAAAAAGUGAUGGAUGAUUUAUAUGAGCAGACAAAAACGCCGCUGGUCUGGGACUUAACUCAGAUGGACUGGCCCAGAGCCAUUUACCCGCUUAUAAACGACAUGAAGUUGAAAGCGGAUGUCUACUGGGAGUCAACAGUCGUUGGAGGGAACAGAGAGCAGAAUGAGUACUUCAUCACCCCUUUUAACAUACCCUCCAUGGAGGAUAAAAAGAGGAGACGGAAGGGGAGAGGAGUAGGAAGUAAAAGGGGAGGAUCAUCCGGAAGAGGAAUGAAAGGACAAAAGAGUAGAAGUGGAGGGUCCAUCCCCUUAGGCUUUGAAGGGGGUCAAACGCCAUUGUAUAGAAAAUUGCCCAAAUUUGUUGCCGCCCCAAUGGGACCAGGUUACCACUUCAACCGAUAUGACUACGAAUUAAUUCCACUCAAUUUGAUUAACUUGGCAUACACAAGAAGUGGUCAGAAGAAACACCUCGAAAUCGACUGGAAUGUGAUAGACAAAAUGGGACUGCGGAUAGGGAAGUACAAACGGAAACACCCCAUUAAGGUCGUCGGGUGUAAUUUGAAGAAGUACAAAAUGAAGCACGGCUUCGACUUUGAGUUUUACGCGAAACAUGUCAUCGUGAAGGCGCACUCCUUUACAGUUAAGGCGGCGCGGGAAAUUAUUAGGCUCGGGGGAAGGUGCCUCUUGCUGAAGAAGAACACGCAGGACAUUGUGUACGCAGAGUACAACCCAGAUGAUGAGAACUUGAACAGGAUUCCGCGCCGAAUUGUCUUUUCGGGGAAGCCCUCAAAGUAUGAGCGGAAGCAGCACUGGUUGCGGCGGGUGAAGAUGGAGGAGGAGGAGCGGCACCGCGCGGGGGAGGCAGCGGGGGAGGCAGCGGGAGAGGUGGGAGAAGUGAACGAAGUGGGAGAAGUGGAUGAAGCGGGAGAAGUGGGAGACGUGGACGAAUCGGACGAAGCGAACGAAGCGGGAUAA